AUGAAUCAAUAGUCUAUAAAAUAUUUGAUCAAUCAAAUCAGGAAGGUGAAUAAUUAAGAAGACAAAACUAUAGGAGAAGUAUUUAAUUAAAAUAUGUGAAAGUUUUUAUAACUAGUUAGAUAAAUGUAUGAUGUAAAAUAGAAAGGGGAUUGUAUGAAUUUAAUAGCUAGUGGUUUUGCAAGUAUUCUUUUAGAAAUCAUUUUCAAAGUAUUUUCAUUAAUUCUAAAGUAGUUUGAUCUAAUUAAUGAAAAUGAUAGAAUGGAAGCAUUUCUAUUUUAUAGAGAUCUUUUACAGUAUGAAUUUUAAAAUGCAGAUCGAUAAUAAAGAAAAUCUGAUGAUCUAUUAGAAUCAUAUAGACUCAUCAAGUUAUUACCUUAAUAGCUCAAUGAAGUAUUGUAAAUGUUGAUUAUAUUUAGCUUUUUUUGGAUGAUGGAGAUGAAACAGCUAUUUUUAGUAAUUUUUGUAGAGAAUGGAGUACUCCAAAUUUGAUCUGGACUUAAAUAAUGAUGAAAGAAAUGCUUCUAAUUUAUAUUGAGUAUUAAAAUACCUUAUUCUUAGAUAUAAUAAUCUUAUUUUGAAAAAACUAUCUAAUGAUUAUGGAUAGAUUUUUCCUAUAAAUUCACCAUUAUUUCCAGAACAAAGAAAUGAAACAUUUGUUGAAUAUAUGAUGCUUAAAGAAUAUAAUAUCUAACCUGAUUGGUAAACUGAGGAAGGACUAAUUGUUUUCAUGAAUGAAUUAAUUGAAUCAAUCAAUCUAUCACUUAGAUUAUAUCUAGAGGGAAAUUUCAAUAAUUCUGAAUCCUCCAUUAAAUAAUUUGAGAGAUUGUCUUGUAAAUUAAUAACUUAAUUAACUUCCUUUGAAUUAGCUUUAGAGUAAUUAUUUUUCAAUUAAAAACAUCCUGAAUUUGAGAAUGAAAUGAAAUUAUUAGAAGAUUAUGAUUAAUCUUAAAUCAAUAAAUUAUUAUAAGAACAACGAGAUAGUAUUCCAAUUAUGAUUGUUAAGAGUGUUUAGAAAUGGUUGGAAUUGAUUAAUGUUGACCAUAUAACAAUUAAUUAAUAAAUUAAGUCUUGCAUAAUUCAAAUUCAUAACAUACUUUCAUAAUCAGAAGUAGCUUUAGUAAUUUUGGAUGAAAUUGAUAUUUUAAGCAAAUCAUUAAAUAUAUGUUUAUCAAUUAUCAAUAGUUAAUAACAUAAAUGUAAUUAUUAUAUAAUAUUAAUAAGAUGAUAAAUUGUUGACAUUGGUAACAAUCUGUGACAUGAUCACAUUUAAAUUUUUGAUAUCAAAAUUAGAUUCUAAGAAUUUUAAUUAAAUAUUAUCAAUUUAUUAAAUUGUUAUUAAGGAUGAUUAAAUGAUAAUCAAUGUUUUUAAAAACUUGAUUGCCCUUAUUUAUACAGAUUCUUCUGUUGCUAAUGAUUUCAAUAAAUUUCUGCUUUAACAAAGUGGACCAAUUAAAUCAAGUGAUCUCAAGAUUUUAUAAAAUAAAGAAUUUAAUAAAUUGAACAUCUGGAGAAAUCAAUUUGAUGAGAAUUAUAAAAUCUAAACUUAUGAAGAAUUACCUAAAUCUCCUAAUUAAUAUCCUAUUUUUCCUAUAAUUUCAGAAUGUGCUAUUAAAUAAUUGUCACAUAAACCUGAGAUUUUAGAGAAUAGAUUAAAAAUGAUAGAAAAAUAUUAUGAAGAAUAUAUUUUUAAUUUGUAAUCUGGAAAAAUAAUUGAAAUAAAUAUGAAUUUAAAUUCGUAAUAUGAAUCUUUAAUAGAUUAGAUUACACUUCGAUAAACAUUAAUAGUAAAGGAAUAAUCAGAUGAAAUAAUAAUAGGUGAUGAUGAAAUAUUUUCAUGA
Messenger RNA from Paramecium pentaurelia, 1838 nucleotides. The record is from the annotation of a GenBank genome assembly. Lineage: Eukaryota; Ciliophora; Oligohymenophorea; Peniculida; Parameciidae.